GGGGCACGGUGUCUGUUGACGCGAAAAGAAGAUCCUGAUUUUCCUUAAGUGCGGAUUUAGCAAGUUUAAAGAACGUUCUAAAAAUUAUUCAGAAAGAUUCGGUGAGAUUUGUGAAUAAUGUGACGGUUUGGGAAUAUUUCCGCAAUGAGAAAAGAUCGCAAAAAGACAUUUGAAUUGUAGCGCAAUUGGAAAACCUCAAGAAUAUUCAAAACGGGUUUUUGAAAUUUUUUGUGAUGUCUCGUUUGAAGAAACUGCGGAAAUACAAAUAGUUGUGCGACAAAUUGAACUGUGCGUAACUUCAAAAAUAGGGGAUAAAAAUGUUGACACAAUUGUAAAGUGCAAUCUAAAGUUAAGAAAUAUUAUUCUACAAAAAAUUAAAGAGAGUGUGAUCUUGCGACUGUGUUUUUACGGUGUAAAAAUGUUUCUCAAAAAUGUCAUGUGAAAAUAUCUUCCCGCAACGCAUCACGCUGAAAUAGAAAAAAACUAAACACUCAUGCACCGAUAAAUCUAAACUGAUCCACAGCGAUUGAAUGAACAAGUUAUAAUUACGGGAAUAAGAGAGCAAUGUGAAGAGUUUCGAAAUUACGAUAUAGUCGACGCGUUUAACAACCGCUGUCAUUGCGACUGGAGACAAAAAUGCGAGAGAAGACAUGAAUUUUAAAAAUAUAUCGAGAGUACAAAUAUAAACAACAAAGAAGAUAAAAAGGAAUAUUUCUUUUUAAGAUUUACCGCAAGUAGAGAGAAUAUGUCAUCGACCUUCUGUCAUCGGUGCGAGAUUCACAUCUAUCCUUAUCUUGACAUCGUAAGUUAGCGUCGCUGGACGCGGGCCAAGGCAUUUCGGGCGCGUGAACACCGAGUUAACAAGUGUCUCGACAAAUCUCGACACGUGCCCGAGGUGGUGAUACGUCAGGACACGUGCCGCUAUUUAGAAAUAUUAUCCUGCACGCGUCUAUAUGUAUGACACGUGUGCCGAUCGUAUCUUUUAAUUCCCCGAGACGUGACCGAGUGGUGCGUAGAUGCGAUUUGAAAUAUUGCGACCUGUGACGAAGGUGUUUGCACACGAAGAGAGAUUGAAACUUUGAGGUUUCGCUAAAAACAAUUAUCACGCGCGAGUCUGACGCGGACAAUCGAAUGACGUGAGAGACGCAAGAGUCUCUUUGUAACUACGUCUAGUCAAACGGUCUAGUCAUAUCUUCUAAGUAUUUAAAAUAAUAAUAAUAAUGAGAGAUGUGAAUCCGGAGAUUUAGCGACACUGAAUUUACGUUAAAUCAAGAGUUGCAUUGCAAUCAAUAUCAUACUCGUAAGAGCUAAAUAUACAUAUAAGGAUAAACUGAGAUACUUUAAGCUGACUCUUGUGGCGAACGACAGCGAUAUUUCACUAUGUAUUCCAUGGACAACCUAGAGCGGAAUAUGAUGAAUCGGCAGUACAUGUACGAGGCGCACAGCUUCCUGGGGAAUCCGGCGAUUCCGGCACUUCCGCCGCAUUGCGGCGUUCCAACGACGGCGACGCUGCCGGCGGUGAUCCCGUCGCAGCUGCCGUCGUCGCAUCAUCCGUCCGGUAGCACCGGUAGCACCAGCGGUAGCGAGCACUACCCCUACGACGAGAACAGCAGCGACAACGAGAGCGUUUACAGCAGCGAUCAGGAGAAUCACGCGAGAGAACGAAGUCGAAGUAAUCGGCGCAGCGGCGUGUCGGGAAAAUGUCCGAGACAGGUGCAGGUCCAGCAACGGCAAGCAGCGAAUAUGCGGGAGCGCAGGCGAAUGCAGAACAUAAACGACGCCUUCGAGGGUCUGAGAGCGCACAUACCGACUCUGCCGUACGAGAAGAGACUGUCGAAGGUCGACACGCUGAAACUGGCGAUCGGAUACAUUAACUUCCUCAACGAGCUCGUACGGGCGGACAAGGGUAACGAUUCUCUGACGGGCAACAGCGGACUCUCGAGAUGCGCCAAUCGGGACGACUCCAAGAAAAUUAUAGUCCGUGGCAGCGGCGGAAAUCCGUUCAUCUCGCAUUCUCUCUCCUGGUCGAGAAAAUCAGACAUCUCGCCGAACGGCACGAUGUACGCGAAAGUCUGGACGCCGGAAGAUCCGCGAACGUCUAAGAACGGAACGACGUUCGAAUAGACAGUGUAGCGUCGAUGUAGCGCAAUCGACUUGACUCGUAAGACAUUAUUAAUAAGAGAACAAGAUUAAGACACGUGCAUUCUGUUACAUUCCCCGCGUGUUAUUUAGUGUCUAAGACAAAAAAAAAAUUUCUACUAGUCACUAGUUCUGAAACAUGCUUUGUAAAUAGAAGAAUUAGUAGGAUGUAAGCUUAUGGUUUAUACAUAAUCAUGGUGACGUAAGAGAGUGAGACGAUGUAUGUACAGCAAACACAAAAAUAUCUGCAUUGUGAAUAACAAAGCCAAAUAAACAUAUAGUUCCGACAGUUUUGUAUGGCAAGUACUUACUAUUCACCUUUUUUCUGACUCUUGAAAUAUUGU
Molecule: messenger RNA, 2483 nt
Organism: Pseudomyrmex gracilis
Lineage: Eukaryota; Metazoa; Arthropoda; Insecta; Hymenoptera; Formicidae
Gene: Fer1
Product: pancreas transcription factor 1 subunit alpha-like
Exons: 3
Coding region: 1381-2124 (247 amino acids)
Biological process (GO): developmental process; regulation of transcription by RNA polymerase II
Molecular function (GO): protein dimerization activity; DNA-binding transcription factor activity, RNA polymerase II-specific; RNA polymerase II transcription regulatory region sequence-specific DNA binding
Source: RefSeq, a predicted model, not a curated record